GUUACAGAGACGUGGGGUAGCACUGGUAACCACACACAGUGGAGGUUCCCUGACCAUCAGCCUACACCAACACAAAAUAUGGAUGGAAAUCUACCGUUGACCCAAUCAUCGUACUGCACCGUGGUAGAUAAAAAGGACCAGUCUAAACUAAUAUGCUACACGCAUACAAAAUCUGGGAUAUUCAUUGUUGGCUUGACAAAUGCCUCUGAUGUGUGGUGCACAGAUUUCACUGAGGAGACGUUGAACCAGUUUAGACAGAAGUUUGCCUUAAAGUCAACAGAGGAUUAUAUCCUGAAAAUCAAGUCUGCGUGUGGGAGUGGGAGUGUGUCAGUAUCGGUGCAGGACACCAGUGCAGUGCUCUAUGUAGGGGCCAGUCCAGGAGGGCUGAGUGUGACUCUGUCCAGACUGAAAGAACAAGAGGCUAAAGAGGUUCUGAGAGAACUGCUGUUUAGAAUGGCGGACAGCCUGACCCAUUUAAACAAUACUGCAGGCCCUGCCUCAUUCAGUCCUGGGAAGAGUCCGCACAAACGGAAUACAGACUUUGAGCCAAGGAAACGGCAGCAGAGUGGCCAAAAUAUGGCAGUCAAGAAGCGUCUCCCAGGAGAUUCUCUCAUCAACCCAGGAACUAAGAGAAAGCGUCAAGCAACCGGGGUGGCAUUUGAUGAUGAAGACGAUUAAUUAUGAUUUGCUAUGAGAAAUAACCACAGUUGUUUUCCAUCCUCGCUAUCACAUUUCUCCAGCAUACAAACAAUAUAGUGCAUGAAUGUUCUUUUAAUCCACUGACACUAAACCAUACAACAAAAAUAUAUACCUAUUUAAUGAAUACUGUCCAAAUGAUGACAAUCUGCUUUUUAAGGACUGAUGGGGGUGUGUCCCAAAUGGUACUCAUUCCCUAUUUGGUGCACUACUUUUGACCAGAGCCCUAUGGGUCAUGAUCAAAAGUAGUGCACGAUAUAGGGAAUGGGGUGCAAUUUGAGACGUAGUCAUUAUCAUUAACUCAAUCAUUAUCAUUAACUCAAUCACUGUGGGAAGACUUGAAACAUUUUAAAAUGUAUUUUAACUUUGUAAUAAACAUUACUUUUUAAAGCCA
Messenger RNA from Coregonus clupeaformis (lake whitefish), 1090 nucleotides. It is a transcript of the gene paxx, whose product is annotated as PAXX non-homologous end joining factor. The record is from RefSeq and is a predicted model, not a curated record. The transcript is spliced from 7 exons. The coding region runs from base 79 to 678 and encodes 199 amino acids. Gene Ontology annotation, molecular function: molecular adaptor activity. Gene Ontology annotation, biological process: double-strand break repair via nonhomologous end joining. Lineage: Eukaryota; Metazoa; Chordata; Actinopteri; Salmoniformes; Salmonidae. Gene Ontology annotation, cellular component: nucleus; nonhomologous end joining complex; site of double-strand break.